Brassica rapa (field mustard) is the source of this 1506-nucleotide messenger RNA. RefSeq names its product protein tesmin/TSO1-like CXC 7. The record is from RefSeq and is a predicted model, not a curated record. Gene Ontology annotation, cellular component: nucleus. Lineage: Eukaryota; Viridiplantae; Streptophyta; Magnoliopsida; Brassicales; Brassicaceae. Gene Ontology annotation, biological process: regulation of DNA-templated transcription.
CUCAAGAGACGAAGAAACAAAACGAAGACGACGAGCUCCAUCACUCCGCUGUACAAUGGGGAUAUCCGAUCAAGAUUCGCCGCGUCAAUCAGAUUCCUCCGUCCAGGCGGCGGCUGUGGAGGCGAAGAUGGAAUCUUCUAACGAAAGUGCGAUCAAACAGUCCCAUCCUGUACUCGAUUCGCAAGAUCGGAGAGAAGAAGAAGACUUUCCUUCUCAUCCUCAGACGCCGCCGUCAAGUUCCGAGAAGCAGCCAUCAGCUACGCAAGACGCCAGUCACGCCACGCCGCCACAGACACUUCCGGUUCAUCGCAAUCAAGAAGCUGAGUCCAAUGAUGAUGUUACUCCGAGUGAGCAGAGGCGUUGCAAGUGUAAAGCUUCAAGAUGCUUGAGGCUGUAUUGUGAAUGCUUUGCGUCUGGAUCGUAUUGCAAUGGAUGCAACUGCUUGAAGUGUCACAACACUUUGGAGAAUGAGGCUGAAAGACAGGAAGCUAUCAAGGCUACCUUGGAGCGUAAUCCGGGUGCUUUCGAGCCCAAGAUUGGUGCUACUCCUCAGGAGGAUGUGAGGCAACUCGUGACUCUGGGAAAGCACAGCAGAGGGUGCAACUGCAAGAGAUCAGGAUGCCUUAAGAAGUACUGCGAGUGUUACCAGGCCAAUGUCCGGUGCUCAGAGAACUGUAGAUGUCGAGAUUGCAAGAACUUUGAAGGAAGCGAUGAGCUCGACAUGUCUGGUUAUCUGGACCUUCUUCAAGCAAGAAAGAUCAAGGCAGCUUCACAUUCAGUAGCAGAUAGAGGUUCAUCUGCGGUUCCACCCCUUGUCCAAGACCAGACGGUGAAUUACGUUGUAAGGGAUGGUGACACUUCUUUAUUCACAGUCCCUAACAACAGAGUGGUACCAGGAUCUACCGCACCUACUUACAGGUCCUCACAGUCAGAUACUAACCAGCUGCGCCAUGCCAAAGAGCUAUGCUCACUUUUGGUCUCAAAAUCGGUGGAGGUAGCAAAUAAAAUGUCAGAUUGUGUCCUUGACGCUGGUAGAAUGGACGAGAAACCUAUGUCUCCAGCAACACGCGCAUUGAUGUGUGAUGAAGAACCUGUGACCAUAUCAGAGAAAGAGACAUCAGCGAGAGUGAGAACAAGCCAAGAGAAAGAAGACACAGGCACAAGCUCGGAGGUUUACGCAGAACAAGAAAAGCAGAUCUUGUUAAGCUUCAAGGACCAUCUUAUGCAGCUCUUAAACCGUGGGAGCAUAAAUGGAACAAACAUCCAAAAGGCCAACACAGAUCCGAGUAGAAAGGAACCAGAGGAUGAAGAGCAAAGCCAUGGAGACUCAAGUUUGGGUUCGUAGGGGACUUCUGUGACAAAAAUUUAGCAUCUAACUCUUUUGUUGUACCAUAUGAUCAUGUGACAUUGUUCUAAAAGUUGUAUAGGAAGAUCAGACUAGUUCUUUCUGGUCAAAUAUAAACUCUUCUUUUAGCUACUGAUUAGUAAGAAAUUCAAUUCAUUUGA